AUGGGGGUGAGGGGCAGAGCGUGGUACAGCCGGACUGCCCUGCACUGGGCAGCAGUCUGGGGCCAUGUGGGGGCAGCAAGCUGCCUCAUAGGGGCCGGUGCGGAGGUUGAUGCCAGGGGCAGCAGGCAGACGACGCCCCUACACUUCGCUGCAGCAAAUGGCCACACGGCUCUGGUGCAGAUGCUACUGGAUGCAUCUGCUGAGCCAAAUGGCAGAGAUGACUUGGGGCUUACGCCACUACACUUGGCGGCAAGGUGGGGCCAGACAGGGGUGGCGGUUGAACUGCUGCAGGUGGGAGCUGACAGGGAUGGCGGGGGGAGGACCCAUCUGGACCUCGCCAUGCAGAACAACGAGCAGCAGCUGGUGGAAAUGCUGCAACAACGCUGA
Schistocerca cancellata (South American locust) is the source of this 387-nucleotide messenger RNA. RefSeq names its product GA-binding protein subunit beta-2-like. The record is from RefSeq and is a predicted model, not a curated record. Gene Ontology annotation, molecular function: protein binding. Bases 1 to 387 code for a protein of 128 amino acids. The transcript has a single exon. NCBI's taxonomy places the organism in Eukaryota, Metazoa, Arthropoda, Insecta, Orthoptera, Acrididae.